Chilo suppressalis (striped riceborer) is the source of this 1667-nucleotide messenger RNA. The record is from the annotation of a GenBank genome assembly. Lineage: Eukaryota; Metazoa; Arthropoda; Insecta; Lepidoptera; Crambidae.
GACAACAAAAUGGCGACCAAAAAAGAUGGCGUAGCCCGCGAUCUCACUGACAUGGCUAUGGGAGGCGUGUCCGCCAUGUUCGCCACCCUGUUUACGAACCCUUUGGAGGUGGUAAAGACUCGGUUGCAACUACAGGGGGAGAUGAAGUCUAAGGGGCAGCAUCAGGUCUACUACAAGAGUGUACCGCACGGGUUGUACGUAAUUGCGAGGACAGAGGGACUCGUGGCGCUGCAGAACGGGUUGCCUGCCAUGUUAGGAUUCCAGUUCUUCUUGAAUACGUUUAGGUUAGGAGUGUACCGUAUAUGCGAGCGUCGCGGUCUCAUAACUGACAGCAACGGUCGCACGUCUGUUAUAAAGGGUGCAGUGGCAGCUGGGAUAGGCGGCGCCCUGGGCUCAGUGGCUGGGACGCCCUUUUUCCUGGUGAAGACACGGCUGCAGGCGCAAGCAGCGCGGUCAAUAGCUGUAGGACAUCAGCAUAAACACUCGGGCACUGCCGCCGCUUUGCUUGAUAUAUACAGGAAUGAAGGAUUCAAGGGUUUAUUUCGGGGGGUGCAGCCUCAAAUACCCCGCGGGGCGGUAGGCAGCGGCGCUCAGAUGGUCAGCUUCACAUACGCGAAGGAGUGGUUGCGCGAGCGCCGCUUACUGGUCGAUUCUCCGCUCGCGCUGUCCUUCGCAGGCGCCAACCUAGGUGGCGUGGUGAUGACACUGUGCCUCAACCCGUUUGAUGUCGUCGCCACUAGACUCUCCAACCAACCGGUGGACGCACAGAAUCGAGGCAAGCUGUACAGCGGUAUGCUGGACUGCUUCGUUAAAAUGAUCAGAACCGAAGGCGCUCGGUCACUGUACAAGGGAGUGGCCGCCAUCUAUUUGCGUCUAGGUCCCCACACUGUUCUGUUGCUGGUUUGCUGGGACCAACUAAAGCUGCUAGAAGAAUACCUCAGGAGUUAGCACACAACAAAUAUUGUUUGAAUUUAAUUUACCUAAACAUUAUGUAGGUUUUAAUGAAUACAAACGGAACUAACUGCAGUGGAUAAUAUUUUGAGGUACCCGCUGUUCGUCCGUCUGUUGGUCUGUGAGCAAGCUGUAUCUAUGAAAUAGGUAGAUAGAUAAUUUUUUUUACUGAAAUUGUAUUCAAACAAUAAUAUACUGCCGUCCUAAAGCUAAAACGCGGCUAAAUGACACAACCAACUUUUAUAUGGCCAAAAAACGGCUCAUAAACUUAAAAUUAUUGCUAUUUUGUAACCAUUCAGCACAUGACGGAUUUUUAGACUUAAACUUUAAAAGAUACGAAUUCUUGUUAAAGACAGAUUGAUAGAGUAUUAAUAAAAACAAGGUAUAUAAUGGAUGCAAUUUAGGGCUAAAAAAUCGACCACGUGUCACUUAGCCACACUUUAGUUUGAGGUCGGCAGUAUAGGGAGUUUGAGGUACAUCAAACUGUAUUGCAAUUACUACAAAUCUUGUACGAUGCUACGAAACUCUUUAUGUGUGACUUCAACUCGCACGAUUUUGAACACUCAUUUAGAGCGGUUUCAGCCCCAAUGUAUACUAAAUGAGAUGGUAGGUAUUAUAUUAUAGGUGUUCAUUUUUGUUUAUGUAAUUUUUGAUGUAUACAAAGGAAAUAAAUUGUUUAUAUACUUAUAUUUUUACAAAAAUGGCCAAUAAUAAAA